Cygnus olor (mute swan) is the source of this 2669-nucleotide messenger RNA. It is a transcript of the gene NOPCHAP1, whose product is annotated as NOP protein chaperone 1. Lineage: Eukaryota; Metazoa; Chordata; Aves; Anseriformes; Anatidae. The coding region runs from base 1715 to 2176 and encodes 153 amino acids. The transcript has 5 exons. The record is from RefSeq and is a predicted model, not a curated record. Gene Ontology annotation, molecular function: box C/D methylation guide snoRNP complex binding. Gene Ontology annotation, biological process: box C/D snoRNP assembly.
AAAGAAAGGAAAGAAAGAAGGAAGAAGGUGAUGGCUGCAGGCUGCACGCCUCCUGUUCGGGCAGAAGCUCCUUGCUUUUCCAGCGACCCCAGCCAGAUCCCGGCGCAGCUGAAGGGCGCCAGGGUGGUUAAAAAUAGCUUCCGAAGAAACGGGGUUUUCUGGGUAUUUGGGUCAGCUGAAAUAUUCUGGCUCUUGUCAGGCCGCCUACCCUUCCCUCAACACCAAGCGCUUGAGUGCAAGUCCAUGCAUACCACGCCUGCAAUCAACUGCCCAUCUCAAAUGAAGCGCCACUCACUGACUCGCUGUAUGGCCAAGGCGUUGCUGGGCCCUGUUAAUCAACCCUCAAAACCCUCGUCUGGAAGCACACUUGCUUUUUUAGCUUAGUGUAUUAAAAUGGUGGAGCCGGCUGAAUCUGUGCGGUUGUUACCGUUGUUGGUGUUAUUCCCCGACAGCUGCUCCGCACUUCAAAGCACUGGGGAUGCCUGAAGUGGAAAGUGAAAGAGAAGAAAGAGGAAGGAAAGGCAACCUGGAUUUAAUGAUGGUGGCAGCAGCCAAGCCUGCAGUGUCUUUUUUCCUUUCUGUCGACAGACCAGAAGAGAGCACGGGCAAGGCACCAAGUAUCUGCCAUCGGCUGGAGCUAGCUGCCUCAAGGUGCGUGGAAAAGCAGCAGCUCAAGCACAGGACGAUGUAUUCGCAGGACAGCAGCCAAAACGCUCUGCACUGCAGCAGAGGCACACAAAGCAUCACCGUGAGCUCCAAGUCGAGACUGCAUUGAAGGAAUGAAGCAGCCCAAACCUUUGGGCUAUCAGUUCUGUGGGCUACAGGAGCUGUUGUCCCCUGGCCUCAUGACAGCCACAUGCACCUGCACCUUGUGCUAUGUAGCUUCAGUACCCAGCUGGGUGCUGUGCAAACCAAGUAAAGCGUGCUUCUGCUACUGGUAUUGCCGACCGCGGCUUGGAAUAUACGAGAAUAGCACCUGAGGGUGCUGUUCCUGGCUUUUCUCAUUGCUUGCUUGGGCAUCUUGCGCAACUCACCUCAUCGCACCCUGCCAGAGGUUCCUUGGCAGCACCGUGUCCCUCCCUCCGCUCAAGUUGCUUUGUACCCAUGGAUGAAAUGUCUUACUUGGGGCUCAUGUAUGGUUAUUCUGGGCUGGGAGCAAAUUCAGAGGGCCUCAGUGUUUUGUGGCCCACCACUAAAUAACUCAGUCCUCAGCACCUGUCAGUCUUCAAGAGCAGGCAGAGGGAUCCUUCUUGGAAGCUGGAAUUCUGGAGCAUGGCUGGGCAGAAAGGUGCAAACCAGGCAGCAAAUUCAAAAAAUUUCACAUCUCCUACUAGAACAAUAGUUACCUGAUUACUCCUUGUACUCAUGUUGGGCCUGGACAUCCCAUCUCCUCUCUUAGGAAGCACUCAGUUCUCGUUUUAGGGCUUUCCCGUUGCCCAGCUUACAGACAGGGCCGGGAGCUGCGGAACAGCCCCCAGCUGAACCUGGCAGCUGCAGCACUUGCUUUUCCAAACGACAACUACAAUUCCCUCAGGAUCCCACAUUUGACUCCCCAGAUUCCGAUCAUAAAAACGGGAAAGUUACCAAAAAAUCCCACGAAGAUUCCAAAGCCCUUUUUAAAAUUAUUUUUCGCUUUGGAGCGCACCCCCCCGGGAGCCCGCCAGGGGUCGCUGAGGGGCCUUCCCCGGCCGCCAUUUUCCGGCCGGGUGCGCGCAUGGCGGCGGCGCCGGGCGCCUCCCGGGAGCUGCUGGCCGCGGGGCGCCGCCCAGGGCUAGAAGAAACAUUACUGAUUAGUUCAAAACGUAGCAGUAAGAAGGCCACAACUUUACAGACGGUUAGGAUGCCAAGGAGUAAUGUUUUGGACAGAGUACAGAGCUUUUUACCACAGAUGGCGCAUGCAAAUGAUGAGCUAAGAAGAAAAAUGGUAACAGCACCAGCUCAUCAAUUUGAUAUUGAAAAUCUAGAUGACACCACAGAAAAAGUUAUAGAAAUGAAUGUGGCAGUAGUUGAACUGAGUGGCUCUGAUACGGAUGAGGAGAUACUAACUUCAGAAGAUGACUUGGAAUCUGGAGAUGACUGUACAACUGAUGAAGUGACAAUACACAACAUUAAGUUCCCUAAACAAAAGGGAGAAAAGGGCAAAAUAGAAAUUUUGGACAGCAAAGUGAAUGAGUAAAUCCAUUUUUAUUUUACUUUUUUUUAAAAGAAAAAACAAACAAACUGUUUUCUUUCUUUGACAAUUUGGCCCUUAAAACUACCGUGUUUUUUGCAUCACCAAUGUGACGCAAAAUGUGACACUUCCCAGGAUCACAUAAAAUGCUAUAGUUUACAUAGAGGAAAAUUCAGGAUCUACUCAUGACUCUGAGGCAAGCUGCAUCUCUGAAGAUUGAGUACUGUCUUAUUCAUCAAACAAAAUGGAAAUUCCAAGCUUCAUCAUGAGGUUAGACAAAGAAAGUGGCUAGAAUUUGGGGCACUUGAACAGGAAGGCGUGCUGCAGAGCUAUUUAAGAACUGUUGCUUUGUUGAAUAAAGAUUUUUGUAGUGUGCUUAAAAUAAAUAUUCGCUUCAAGGGGAGGAAAGAGGUAACUAGGAGAAAAAUAUUUUAUUUCUUUUAUAUGGUGUCCUGUGAAAUGUUAUGUACUGUCUUCAGUAUUAAACGUUACCUUAAAG